This is a messenger RNA of Mizuhopecten yessoensis (Yesso scallop), 6762 nucleotides long. Its product is annotated as ELKS/Rab6-interacting/CAST family member 1-like. Lineage: Eukaryota; Metazoa; Mollusca; Bivalvia; Pectinida; Pectinidae. The transcript has 13 exons. The record is from RefSeq and is a predicted model, not a curated record. Bases 209 to 1888 code for a protein of 559 amino acids.
AUCGCGACUUGUUUUUUGGAAAUCAUGUCCCGGAUAACAUCAACAUUUGGAAAAGUAGAUGGACUUAGGUCUUCAGAGAAACUGCAGGGAGUAUUUUAGACCAUAACAAGACCAUACUAGAGAACCUGUGUGACAGCCGUUGUGUAUGAAGUCACUCUAAAAAGUCUUAAGGCAAAUCAACUGAAAUAUUUGAUAAGUUAUUGAAAGUAUGGCAGACAGUGGGAGGAUUACCAUGCCAAUAGGCGUCCAACCACCAGACGUUCUUGAAUGGUCAAGAACCCUUCGCUCACGAAGUCCAUCACCAACAAGAAUGAAUGGCCUGAGGUCUCGGAGUCCAUCUCCGACCAGACUCUCGAGUGCCAGAGACGAAAACGAAUCUGCUUCACACAAAGGAGUCUAUAUGACGGACGUCCCAACCAGUGCAGGUCUACCAAAAUAUUCUGUCAACAAGAUGAAGAAGUCAAAAUCUGGCUCCAGUGCUGGACUGCGGAAAUCUACGGGAAGUCUAGCUGCGACAUUUAACGGGACAAGUAGCAGUGGGAAGCUGAAUAAGUCGGGGUCUGGGACCCAUGACUUAGGAAACAUCGAGGCAGAGUACAUAAAAAAUCUACAACAGCAAAUCUACUUCCUGGAGCUGGAGUCCAACUAUCUUCGGGAGCAGGCACGCAAGGCGACCGAGAUGCACCCACACAUGACUGCUGAGGCAGAAAGAAUGCUCGUCAAAUUAAGAGCAAUGCAGUCAGAGAUGGACAAUGCUCAGUUAGAGUGUAAGAGUAAAGACUCGUCCAUCGCUCAGUCCAUCUGUGAGAGGGAGAGACUGGCAGAACGAAUUAGGGACGAAGAAGUGAAUCACCAGCGCAACAAACGACAACUAAUGGAUGAGAUAAUUGCUUUGAAGAAGACGCGGGAUGCAUUAGAGCAUGACAUGUCUAAUAAGGACGCCCAAGUCAGCGAGGCUCGACGAGAACUUGACAUGAGUGCUACAGCCAUAAGAAAUGCAGAGCUAAAAAUCUCCACACUGAAGACCCAGUUGGACCAAAGAACAGAGCAGCACAAAAUGACUCAGAUUGCCUUGGACGAGAAGCGCUCGGAAUGUCUAAGUACCGAGACUCAGCUACGGGAGAUCGAGGAGAAAUACUACAAUAACACCGUACAGAUACAGGACAAGCUUUCUAAUGACCUUAGGGAAGAAAUCAGGUUAUUGAGACAGAAGCUAAAAGAGACUGAGAUGAACGCAGACCAUGACCGCUAUCUGAAGAGCAAGAUGUCCGAGGACAGUACCAACUUAGCCCGAGAAAAUGCCCUCCUUGAGCAAAAGCUUCAGGAGCUAGAGAGCCGGUUUAUCAGGGAGAAAGAGAUUCGAGAAAGUCAAGAGACCCGCCAUGGUAGCCAUGUUUCAGAGCUUGUUCAGCUCCGCGACAAAGAGAAGGAGGCCCGCUUUGAGCUACAACAUACUCAGGAUCUGCUGCGCAAGGAACAGGAAAGGAACAGGUUAUACUCUGAAAAGUUGGUGAAGCAGGAAGCAGUGGCUACAUCCCUUGAUCUCAGCGUGAAUACAUCUCGGAGUCGCAUCACGGAGCUCGAGAGCUACCAGAGCGGGGUGGAACAUGAAAACGCUCAGCUACGCAAAGACAAGACUCUUCUAGUGGACCAUGUGUCUGACCUGCAACGCAAGUUGGAGACGAAAGAUCGCGAUAUCAACACCCUCAGGUCCCAGAUGCACUUAAUGGAGUCCAAGGUACAGGAGCUCCAGCAUCUGAAACAGAUGGAGUCGUCCGUCCACACUCAGAAAUGGGAGGAGUUUGAGAAGUUGGCAGAGAGCAUGCGUAACCUGUCACACACAAUGUCCACAACCGGGACGUCAAGCUCCAACGUACUGCAGUAUUAAUUGAUGUCUCAUCUUGUACACCCUGAGGCUUCUUCAUUUUAGUCGACAGAGCAGCUAUGUAACAAAUGAGAAAAAACAGAGAAUCUGGUGAUCAGUUCCUCCUUAUACCAAGGCUUUUUAAACUGCAGUCUUUUUUUAUAAAGGCCUACUUCCAGAAAGUUGUGUCACUAUGUAGCUUCUGACUGGUAACCUGCUCCAACCAUGCCCUGUUUUAUUUAUUGUAGAUUAAUUUGCUUGUUGUAAGGUUUACUUCCUUUGAUAUAUGUUAGAACUAGGAGGUUAGUACAUUGUAAUCACCUUCUGGUUUAUAACAAAUGAAGGCAAACGUUUGGAAAUGGUUCUGAACAUACAAAUAUAAUUUUUAGCUGAUUAUGAUUGACAAAAAGUAGUAAUCUCUGACCACAGAUAUGCUGAUAUAUAGUAUGUUGAUCAGUCCACUUGACCUAACACAAAUCUGAUAGUUACUAAGACUUAUAGUAUAUGCAAGUGCUUUUCUAAUCCUAGACUGAUGGAAGAUUAAAAUGGUCUACACAAGACCACCAGGCAAUGACUGUUAAUUAGUGUUAGCAGUGGGACAGCCUGAAUCACUGGUGUCACAUGAUCUGUAAGACGUGUCACAUGAUCAAAAUGGUCUGUACUUCUAUUUCACCACGAUUGUACUUUUGGUAGAUAAAUAAAGGCAGAAAAAUGUCGGUAUAAUAGUCGAUUUCAUAUUAGUUUGUCACGUCUACUUAAAGAACUCGCACAACUUAAUCAUUUACUUGAUGCUAUUAUUUAGCUUUGAGCUAAUAGCUCUAAUAUUUGAAGUUCACCACUUUUGACAACUGUCUAGAUUUAUAGAUACAUAGCUGACAAAGGCUUCAAAAGGCAGUUUUUGUGAGUUUAGUGGCAUAUAAGAGCGCUACAAGCUUCUGCUUUUGACAACCGGAAGUUUACAAGCCUCACCGGUGAAGUGUGAUGGGAACACCCCCCUGACUUUUGAUCACCAUAUAAAUCCAACGUCGCUCAUAAAUCUAGUAAAACUAAUCAUAUUUCCAAAGUUCAAUAUCUGUAGAUUUCAUUCAAUAAAAAUAUGUCAACAAUUACAUUUAAAUUACUCGGAGGCACUGUAUUUAACCGGAAUUUUAGGUAGGGAUUACACUGAUCGUAUGAAACACUUGCUGAUUGGCUUAUUUAGUUGUGUGAGUCCUCAAAGAACCAGUAUUCAUUAAGAUAGUUUGGAUAUCUGUGACAUUUUAUAUACAAUGUAGCUUCAAUACUGAUGAAUUUUUCAUAAUAAUUGGAGGUUAGAAAUGGAAGAAUGAAUCUCUUUGUGAAAAUGAAUAAUUUUACUUGUAUAAACAUCAUUCCUUGUAAAGGAAAAUUAAAUUCAACAUCAUUUUGUCAUUCAUCAAUAACAAAUAUUAUUAUUUGAUGAUGAUUAAAACUUAUGAAGAAUUGAAAUGAUUUGCUGUGCUGUUCAAAUGUAAUAAGCCAUGCCAGGCUCAUUGACAGGCUAUAAAGAUGUAGGAAGGAACUAGGAUUUUAUACUAAAUAAUGGGCUUAUUUCGGGUUUGUAAUUGAGAUGGGUGGGAUAUGGUAAACUGCAUGUAGAAGAUUUGGAGGAAUCGCAUGAUAGCAAUAAAGAAAAAUAAAAAAAGAUGUGUGGUCAUUUAGAUUUUUCAUGCUAUGCUGCCAGUUCAAAAGACAUCAGUUCUGAUGUUUUAGGAGUUUUCUAUUCUUUCCUGUAAAGAAAGUUUAAGCUAAGUUUGUUUUUUGUUGCAUAUAUUGUAUUUAUCCAGAUGUGGUAGAGUAUGAUUUUUUUUCUAGAAUAAUUUCAUUGUAAAAGAAAUGGUUUUGGUUUUACCGAAAAAGUCUUGCCUUACUUUGGUAUUUGUUGUCAUUUAGAUAGAAUUAUUUAUCAUCCUCAUAAUUUUUUCUAAAUUAUUUAAUUUUUAGUGAACAAAUUGACUCGGCUGUAACUUUUAUUGUAAAUUUGAUAAAACCUUCAUUCCUGUAACAUGCAAAAUUUUCAGCGAAUACUUAAUAUGUAUCAAACAUGUUGAAAAAAAUGAAUUAUUUAGAAAAAAAGAUACCCAUCUGUAUACCAUUCAUGUAUUUUUUACUGUGACAUUUCAAAACGAAAAAAAAAUCAAAAAAAUCUAGAAGACGGAUUGUUACAAUAAAAAUAUUCUUGUCUGGAUCAGUAUUCUCAAGCAGCUGUUUGCAAUUUUAACAGUUUUAACAGUCUUAAAAUGGUGGUACUCUUGUUAUCUCUUAGAACGACCACAGGGGAAAGGCAAAGACUAACCCCCACCCCUUCUAUGCUUAUAUAGUGUGGGGUUAGUCUGUGCCUGGCCCCUGAGAGUAAGACUAAUCGGGUAUUGUGUUGUGGAACAAGUUAACAUGUAAUUAACAUAUUGCUAUCAAGUGUCUGUGAUGAAGUUGAUUUCAGGUAUGAUCUGUGAUUGAUAUCUCUUAGUUGUGUUUAUUGUGAUAUUUUCAUGACAUUCCGUUGUUUUUAUUUAACACAAGGUAUCGUUUACUUAAAUCCGUCCAAAUACUGUAGUUUCCUGCAGAUAGUCAAGUGUUACUUUUAAAUGAGAUUUUUAUUUUAUGUUAUUAGAUAGAAAAUAACUUAUAAUCAAUAUAUAAUUUAAUUAGUCUGGUUUGUUUUAGAUUUAUUUUCCUAUGACGUAGAUAUCUAAAAUAUUCAAACAUGCCAUUAUGUAUACCUGGAAAAUUUUGCAGAGCAAAGCUUUCACCCUCGGCAGAAUAAUCCAUAUUAACCUAGUGUUAAUUUCGCCCUUCACAUUUAAUAACUAAGCAUAUUGUGUUGUUUAUAAUUAUUCACUGUAAUGAUAAAUUUGACACCUUCAUUACGUCAGGCGAAAAAAAGGCGAAAAAUUAUACUGCAGCGAAAAAUUCUUGGUAUACAGUUUUCAAUUUGAUUUUUUUUAGGAUGAUUUUUUUUUUUGAGAAUAUUGAUUUAUACAUUUAAAUAUUGGAUUCUGUCAUUGAAUCAUCAAAUGAUGUGGAAACUUGUGUCAUAGAAAAUAUGAAUUAAUCCAAGCUGACAAGGCAGUAAACAACAAGAGUCUAGGAACAGAUAUUUAAAGCAUUGUUAGCUUAAGCAGACAUUUUAACAAUGAUUUUUGUCUCGUUAUUAUGAUAAUUUUUUUAUGUUCCUGGUCUUCACACAUCAUAUUAACUCAUUCACCACUGAAGAAACAUUUGAACUCUUCCAAUUCAAAGGUUGGAAUAAUUCAUUAUGAAAUUUCAGGGGUGAAUGAGUUAAUUUUCUGUUCAGUACAUGUAUUUGUACCAUAGAUCUUUUAUUUCAACCUUUUAAGCUGACAAGGCUUUGAAGUAGUGGGAUGAACUUUUUUACUUAUGUAUUCUCAGUUAACUGUACAUUAAAAUAAAAGAGUAAUGUUGUAGCUACAAUAUUUCCUAUUUCAUUUUUUUUUAAUGUUUCAAAUGUAGGAAAAAUUGAGGAUUUCAUUGUAUUUUCUUUGAAUUAGUUUUAAGUUAUAGAUAAUUUUUACGAUUAUUUUUUCUUUUUCACUUUUUAUUCCUGAAAUUUUAUUCACAUAUAUGUAUUAAAAUUGUUUAUGAAUUAAUUGUUGCAUAAAAAAUGGGAAUUUUUGUUUAUUGGGAAAUCUGUAAUAAUUUGAAAGUUCAAGUAGAUCUGACAAAACUUACCGGUACCAAAAUAAUUCCAGAAUAAUUUGAUUUCAGUGUGUAUAUGUUACAUGGUAUGAAGUUUAAACAGCAUUUCUAUGAGUCUGUCCACGUAAAUUGUCCACUUCAGACCUGAGUCAGUGAACAUGUGUUUGUACGUUUAUAUCUUUUCAAUGCAUUUUUCGCUUUGAACCUGGGGUGAAGUUCAAAGCUCUUUAUCAACGAAUCAUUAUCUGUCCCUGUAGCUUUAUAGUAUAGCAUUGUCUUCAGUGCCACCAACUUGCUGCUAAAUGAUGAUGACUUAAGGAUGUAUGCUACUUUACACAUAACAUCUGUGACUUGUGAUGGAGUUGACCACUUGAAAAAAUAACAAAUACCUAAUGGCCAUGCAUCAAUGUUUACAUAUAGUAACUGAGCUCAUUUUGUUUCCUGAGCGCCUCUACUAGGAGUCGAACACCUGACUACAGAUCUCUAGUCCAGUGCUGUACUGGUUGAACUAAAGGGAAUUUCCCUCUAGGUGCAUCAGUAACAAGUGACAAGAUUUGUCAACACUGACUUAUAUUACCGGUAAUUGUCUUAUCAAUAAAUCAACUUUGUCCUGAUCAAAGUAUGUUAUUGUACAGGUUUCAUAAUAUAGACCUGUUAUGGACCUUAAGUUGUAAGGUAACAUAUGUCCUUAAGUUGUAGAGCAACAUAUCUCCUUAAGUUGCAAGGUAACAUACAUCCUUAAGUUGUAAAGUAACAUAGUCCUUAAGUUGUAAGGUAACAUACAUACUUAAGUUGUAAGGUAACAUACGUAUUUAAGGUAACAUACAUCCUUAAGUUGUAAAGUAACAUAGUCCUUAAGUUGUAAGGUAACAUACGUACUUAAGUUGUAGAGUAACAUACAUCCUUAAGUUGUAAGGUAACAUACGUACUUAAGUUGUAAACAUACCUACUUAAGUUGUAAGGUAACAUGCGUACUUAAGUUGUAAAGUAACAUAGUCCUUAAGUUGUAAGGUAACAUACAUACUUAAGUUGUAAGGUAACAUACAUCCUUAAGUUAUAAAGGAACAUACCUCCUUAAGUUGUAGAGUAGCAUACCUCCUUAAGUUGUAGCAAUGAAGACCAGCAGGAUAACUGUCUAUAGCCACUGUAGCACAUACAGCUAAAACAUGUAUCUACACCUAAGCUACCUGUCAUAUUAAAGUUAUAUAUAUUUAUUUACUGUU